UUCAUCAUCUUCUUAAGCUUCUUUUCUUCUUUUCCUUUUGCAGGGUCACUCAAAGGGUCAUCUCUCAACACUCCCUCUUGAGCCUUUGAGUUGAUUCCCUGAUUCCAACUUAGGGUUUUGAAUUUUGACAUCCUUGGUUCUACUUUCUGAAUGGACUUACUCUUCAGGACAUCUGCGUAGCUUCUGGGUUCAUUGAUGAGGAGUCGAUGCUUCUUCCACUCUUCUGCGUUGUACAGCAAGAUUCUUUGCUGAGAAUCCUCUGCUUCUUUCAUACUUUUCUUCCUUAUGGCCAGGUAAGUUCUUUUGCUCUUCCUUUCUUGAGCUUUGUCACAUCUCAUCGCCUUUAGCUUUGAACUUUUCAGUUGACUGUGAGGUCUGAUGUUUGAUUCCAAUGCUCUCUAUUUCUUGGAUCAUAUUCCCUUUCCACGCAACCUUCUCAUCAUCCUUGUUGAUCUUCACUUGGGUUCUUCUUGCAUUUCUACCAAUCAUUUCAUUGAUUAGCUUCUGUUCCUUUUCUCUCAGAAAUAAAUUUCUUUUUCCUUGAAUUGAAUCUUCCUUGGUUGUCUUCUUGUUCCAAUUGAUUCUUGAACCUUCAUCAUCUGUUCCUUUUACUUCUUCGUCCAUCUUUGAGCUUCUGUACUUUCCUCCUCUGAUCGCUGAUUCCAUGCUUUGAACUAUCUCAGUUGUGAACUCUGCAUACCCUGCUCGGUGAUGGCUUGAUUCACCCUUUUCCAUUAAAACUGCUUUUGCUAUUCCUUUGCUUGUUGGCAUGUGAAUGUGGAAACUUUUCUCAUUCAUUUCCACUUCUGCCACUUUUCUUCCAACUUGAUCAAGAAUGAUGCAACUCUUUCUUCUGAAGUUAACCGCGUAUCCGUUCGAGACCAUCUGAGAAACACUGAGAAGAUUCUUAGUGAUUUUAGAGCUGUUCCAUCACCGACGCGGAUUGGAACUUUAAAGCUGGUAUCAAGUCUUGAGAAUAACUUCUCAUUCGGGGUCAUAUGAUUAGUGCAGCCACUAUCAAUAAGCCAGAUGUUUUCUUCCUCAAGCUUCUGGUCUUCGUGUCUUGCUGAAAACAUUCUCUAGAGAUGUGGCCAAGUUUGCCACAGUUGUAGCAGCUUCUGGUGUCUCUGCUUCUGUUGAAGUCUGGUUUGCUUCUUCCAUUCUUAAAGUUCAGGUUUUUAAACCGAGCAUGAAAAGCUCCUUCUGUUUCUUCUUCAUCAUUAUCUGGGAAGAACUUCUUCUCAUGGGCUUCAAGCGAACUGAUUAGCUCUGCAUAGGUGACCGUUUUCAGGUCCUUUGUUUCUUCCAUCAAUGAUGAUAGAGAUGCAUAACUCUUAGGCAUGGAUGCCAACAUCUUCACCACUAGAUCGAAGUUUGUUUUUCCUUCUCCUAAUGCUCUCAUUUGGUUUGCUACAACUUGAAUCCUAUCAGAGCAUGUUCCAAGAGCUCCCAAGCUUCUUUUGCUGUAGUUGCUGAAAGGAUUUUGUCGAAGAUAGCAUCAGCUACAGCAUGUUGGAUGAUUUGGAGUGCAGCUGUAUCCUUUGUCUUAAGCGACUUCUGACUUGCUGCUUCUUUUGACUUGUCUGCUCCUGUUGUUUCAGGUGAUCUUGAGUUCGGAUCUGGUAUUCCUUGCUUCACUAUCUCCCAAAGCUCCUUGUUCAUCAAUGUCGUCUUCAUUCUGGCUGCCCAGAACUCGUAGUUCUGGCCAUCAAACACAGCUACGGUCUGAGAAGAUUGCAGGCUCCUCAGAUCAAGUAGAGCUCUGAUACUAUGUUGAACUUAUGCCUUCUUGAACUCUCAGAUGACCGGCGACCGAGCUGUUCCCACUCAUGAGACGAACAAAAAUGAGGUUCAGAGGAGGAGCACGAAAGGGAAAGCCGUGGCCGUAGCACGCAAUGGUGGAACAAGCAAGAAACCCUCCGCGAGAUCCGAUGGUGAGCCAGCCGCCAAGCGAGCAAGGAACGCCGAGCUCCCUCCGGUUCCAACCGUUGAACCAAGAAGGAAUGGGAAGCAGGCAGCCACUGAGAACGAUGGAGAUGAGCUGAGAGCCAUAGUUCCCCAUGUACCCGACUAUGCCAAGAAAGCCAAGAAGGAACAAAAGCCCGAGCCCGAGGAAGAACAUUUCCCGACCACUGAGGAGUACUUGGACCACUUUAACUCUAUAAGAGUAGCUCAAGGUCGGUUCCCUGAUAUGGAGCUGUUGAGGAAGCUUGAGAUACUCGAUGAUGUUACACUCAUCUUUCAAAACAUGGGCUUGGCCGAGUUCUUCAUGAUGAGCGAUGUUGCUUACGAGGGGAUCACACAACAGUUUCUUGCCACUUUGGAGGUUGUCAUCUACCCCAAGAGAGAUCCCAAGCGUCUACAUGGCAAAGGAUUCGGACACAUUGAGUUUGACAUAGAAGGCGUGCACUACAAGGUCAGUUUCAAGGAACUUGAUGAGAUAUUUGGAUUUGAAAGGAAUGGAAGCUCGCUUGACAAGUUUGUGUACCCUCGUGAUGAGUUGGCCGCGUUGUGGGAAACGAUAUCUUUCGGGCCUUACUUGGGAGGCAAGAGCAAGACAAGCUGCAUCAGGAACCCUGCGAUCAGAUACACCAACCGGGUCCUGGCCUCUACGUUCUUCUCUACAUACAACCCUGGUGUCAUUCACACGGCAGAGCUUGAACUAUUAGGACUUGGACUUAAGCCGCUCAUCACUCAAAUGAAGAACAAAAAGGAGUUCCAAGGGCCAAUGCAUGUACCGUCUUUAGGAGCGUUCUUUGCGAUCCAAAUGCUCACCUAUAGACACAAUGUGUGGUGUGACCGGAAGAAAAAGGGAGCAAGGAGGCUUCAGAACGGUUGGAUUGUCACUACAAUUUUGAGAGCUCAAGGGUUCCUAUUCCCUGAUUCACCAUCAAGGCCGAAUCUCAUUGAUGAGCAAUACCUAAGUAAAAGCGGUUUCUUUGGAGGCAAGUUAGGGGAUAGAUGGGUUUACAACUUCACGCUGAUGCACAGGGACGGUACACAAGUUCUACUGCCUAACCGAGGCCUCACCAUGCUUGAUAAGCAGUGUAACAUCUCCUUCUAUGUCCUCAAGGAUCAGUUGUACAACCCCUCUCUCGGCCCACCAAUGCGCAAAUGCACCAAGGCCAUACCUAACAAGCCUCAGAACGAGAACGGCCCGGCCGGAUGUGAGAAUGAAGAAGAACGGCACCCUGAGAGAAGGAUGGGAGCAGGCCGAUAUCAUUUUGAUCCAUACGUGUGGGGUGAGCCUGAAUACCACACCAAGAAGCUGUAUUUGCGAGUGAACACUCUCCAAAAGUGGUGUAAGUGGCAAGACAAGACCAUUCAUGCUUUGGUGGACUGUGUAAGGCACCUGAAGAAGAAGGUAAAGCAGCUCACACGGCCAUCUUCUCCGGACAAGAACUCAGCGACCUCGACCGCACCGAUUACACAAGAGGAGGUUGGGGAAAGCUCAAACGCAAGGAACCCGGAGUUUCCACCAGGCAAAGAGGAUUGGAUCGACCCUGCCUCGGCGUUCUUACCUGAACCCUCGGAUAGCAGCCCACCACGUCAAUCCACACCCUCCUGCUCAACAUCAAAUCCCUCGUACUACUUGGGAUCAGACCUCUCCGACUAAAGUAUCGACUUCAAACCCUGUACAUAUGCAUCUUGUGUAUAUCAUUCUGCAUUCGUUUAGU
Messenger RNA from Eutrema salsugineum, 3677 nucleotides. RefSeq lists its product as uncharacterized. The transcript has 9 exons. Bases 1802 to 3616 code for a protein of 604 amino acids. Lineage: Eukaryota; Viridiplantae; Streptophyta; Magnoliopsida; Brassicales; Brassicaceae. The record is from RefSeq and is a predicted model, not a curated record.